Salmo salar (Atlantic salmon) is the source of this 1968-nucleotide messenger RNA. NCBI's taxonomy places the organism in Eukaryota, Metazoa, Chordata, Actinopteri, Salmoniformes, Salmonidae. The record is from RefSeq and is a predicted model, not a curated record.
AUGCUGGAGUGUGAGAGAGAGACGUUAGCCAGUGUGGGCGAGGGAGAAGGAAAGAGUGGCUGCCGUUUAUGGAUAGCAGAUGUGGUGCUGUGGGGUUUUGGCAAGGGCCGAGCACGCCUGAAUCCCGCACCGGCUGGGUGGCACCGGGUCCAUGAGACCUCCCGCCUUCCCUUCUCCCCCCCUCCUCCAGUCCAUGAGACCCCCCACCUUCCCUUCUCCCCUCCUCCUCCAGUCCAUGAGACCCCCCACCUUCCCUUCUCCCCCCCUCCUCCAGUCCAUGAGACCCCCACCUUCCCUUCUCCCCUCCUCCAGUCCAUGAGACCCCCCCACCUUCCCUUCUCCCCCUCCUCCAUCCAUGAGACCCCCCGCCUUCCCUUCUCCCCUCCUCCAGUCCAUGAGACCCCCCACCUUCCCUUCUCCCCCCCUCCUCCAGUCCAUGAGACCCCCCACCUUCCCUUCUCCCCUCCUCCAGUCCAUGAGACCCCCCACCUUCCCUUCUCCCCCCCUCCUCCAGUCCAUGAGACCCCCCACCUUCCCUUCUCCCCUCCUCCAGUCCAUGAGACCCCCCACCUUCCCUUCUCCCCUCCUCCUCCAGUCCAUGAGACCCCCCACCUUCCCUUCUCCCCCCCUCCUCCAGUCCAUGAGACCCCCCGCCUUCCCUUCUCCCCUCAUGAGACCCCCCGCCUUCCCUUCUCCCCUCCUCCUCCAGUCCAUGAGACCCCCCACCUUCCCUUCUCCCCUCCUCCAGUCCAUGAGACCCCCCGCCUUCCCUUCUCCCCUCCUCCAGUCCAUGAAACCCCCCACCUUCCCUUCUCCCCCCCUCCUCCAGUCCAUGAGACCCCCCGCCUUCCCUUCUCCCCUCCUCCAGUCCAUGAGACCCCCCGCCUUCCCUUCUCCCCUCCUCCUCCAGUCCAUGAGACCCCCCGCCUUCCCUUCUCCCCUCCUCCAGUCCAUGAGACCCCCCACCUUCCCUUCUCCCCCCUCCAGUCCAUGAGACCCCCCCACCUUCCCUUCUCCCCCCCUCCUCCAGUCCAUGAGACCCCCCACCUUCCCUUCUCACCCCCCCUCCUCCAGUCCAUGAGACCCCCCACCUUCCCUUCUCCCCCCCUCCUCCAGUCCAUGAGACCCCCCACCUUCCCUUCUCCCCCCUCCUCCAUCCAUGAGACCCCCCGCCUUCCCUUCUCCCCUCCUCCUCCAGUCCAUGAGACCCCCCACCUUCCCUUCUCCCCUCCUCCUCCAGUCCAUGAGACCCCCCGCCUUCCCUUCUCCCCUCCUCCAGUCCAUGAGACCCCCCGCCUUCCCUUCUCCCCUCCUCCUCCAGUCCAUGAGACCCCCGCCUUCCCUUCUCCCCUCCUCCAGUCCAUGAGACCCCCCACCUUCCCUUCUCCCCUCCUCCAGUCCAUGAGACCCCCCGCCUUCCCUUCUCCCCUCCUCCAGUCCAUGAAACCCCCCACCUUCCCUUCUCCCCCCCUCCUCCAGUCCAUGAGACCCCCCGCCUUCCCUUCUCCCCUCCUCCAGUCCAUGAAACCCCCCCACCUUCCCUUCUCCCCUCCUCCAGUCCAUGAGACCCCCCACCUUCCCUUCUCCCCUCCUCCUCCAGUCCAUGAGACCCCCCGCCUUCCCUUCUCCCCUCCUCCUCCAGUCCAUGAGACCCCCCGCCUUCCCUUCUCCCCCUCCUCCAUCCAUGAGACCCCCCGCCUUCCCUUCUCCCCUCCUCCUCCAGUCCAUGAGACCCCCCGCCUUCCCUUCUCCCCUCCUCCUCCAGUCCAUGAGACCCCCGCCUUCCCUUCUCCCCUCCUCCUCCAGUCCAUGAGACCCCCCGCCUUCCCUUCUCCCCUCCUCCAGUCCAUGAGACCCCCCUCCUUCCCUUCUCCCCUCCUCCUCCAGUCCAUGAGACCCCCCGCCUUCCCUUCUCCCCUCCUCCUCCAGUCCAUGAGACCCCCCCGCCUUCCCUUCUCCAGUCCAUGA